This is a messenger RNA of Leptomonas pyrrhocoris, 730 nucleotides long. RefSeq names its product putative mitochondrial cytochrome b5. Gene Ontology annotation, cellular component: membrane; intracellular membrane-bounded organelle. NCBI's taxonomy places the organism in Eukaryota, Euglenozoa, Kinetoplastea, Trypanosomatida, Trypanosomatidae. Bases 302 to 730 code for a protein of 142 amino acids. The record is from RefSeq and is a predicted model, not a curated record. Gene Ontology annotation, molecular function: heme binding. The transcript has a single exon.
GGCAAAUGAUUCUCCUCACGCCGGCAGAGUUUAACAGCUUCUUCAUCAUUUAUCAUCAUUACUGUCGCUUUCCUCUCUUUUUUCUUCGUGUUUUCUACUUUGUUUAACACAUUUGUGAAGAUUUUUUUUUUGCUCUGUAAAGUCUUCCAGAAGUUUCGACCAUCUCUUACCAGCUCCUCGCUCCACCUCGCGCGUAGUCUCCUCUUCAAAAAAUAAUAAAAAAGGAAUUUACCCCUUUAACCCUUUCUUUUCCGUUUCUCUCUCUCACUUCACCCGUCUACAAAAAAAAACCAAAAGAAAAAUGUCAGGUGAUCUUCAGAUUUACUCGUGGGACGAGAUCGCGAAGCACAGCACCGAGGAUGACUGCUGGGUCGUCAUGUACGACAAGGUGCUGGAUGUGACGAAGUUCCUGAACGAGCACCCGGGUGGCCUGGACCCGCUGAAGGACAUGGCGGCGCAGGACAUCACGAGCAGCUUCGAGAGCAUCGGCCACACCAGCACGGCACUGGUGAAGAGUAAGACGUUCAUCAUCGGCCGCACCGACCCCGAGGAUACGAAGCGGCGCAAGGCAGCGGCGGCGCAGAGGGCGUCUGCGCCGGCCCCGCGCUGGUCGGACACGAAGCCGGAGGAUCUGCGCAAGUACGCCGACGGCGGCGGCAUCAUCCCGCUGUGGGUGCUCGUUGCCGUUGCGGCGAUCAUUCUUGCCAUCAUUGUGUACCUCUUGAUGUGA